AUGGAGACCGCAGCUAGGGGCAUGGUUGAGCGGGGUUACGUCGUCUUCUCAGCAUACACCAGUUUCAACACUCAGACGGGCAAGAAGGCCAUGCUCCCACCAAAGCAUUGGCACGAUUCUACACUGGCCAACUGCCUCAGCCCCGCAUAUUUUGACCCCUGCGACAAUACCCUGCUGAUCAACACAGCGCCUUCUGGCGUUCUCGUGUUGGAUUUCGACCUUCAAGACGGGGGCAUGGAGCAGCUGGCUGAGUGGGAGAGCAAGCACGGCGCAUUCACGGGGGCGCGAGUGCGCACCGGCAGUGGGGGGGUCCAUCUCUACUUCUCGCAUCAACGAAGCGUGGAGGCGGGAUUAGAUGCAGGCACACCAACGCACUUUGCAAAGCUCGCGCUCAAGAUCCCGGACCCAAAAAUGGGGAAGGAAACGGUGAAAAAGGUGGGGGUCGAUAUGCGAGGCGUGAGCUCGAAUGGCAUGAUUGCGUGCCCUCCAUCUUCCUAUCAGCGGGGCGAGGAGUUUGCGCGCUACACUGUCGCAGGCGGAGGGGACCUACCAGCUGUCGAUGCUCUGCCUCCCCUUCCUGGAUGGUUUAUUGAGAUUCUGAACGAGCGAGCUUCUUCGAAAGCAGCGGGGGGCGCGCCAAAAAGCCGUCCAGGGGCUGGGAAAGCAGCUGCGGCAGGGGCUGGGGGUACGCAGGCGCGCGCUCCGGGGAACCCGCCGGAUCUUGCGGAUCCAGUUCUGCAACAACAGGUGGUCGAGGUCUUGCGGGGCAUGCUCAGCAGCUACGGGGACAACAGUUCUGUCUUUCGCAAGGCAGAAUUGAGCACAGUUGCCGGCCCGGAAGCAGUGAUCUAUCACUUUGAGAACGGUAAUGGGGGCCGGGCAACGUGCCCUUACCUCAAGGCAGGAGAACGGGCGCACAGCAGCAACAACUUCGGCCUACUUCGAAGAGGAACGGAGAUCACCGAGCGGGAUCGACUGUACGAGGACCGACAGCUGCUGCCCCUCUCGUUUCUACGGGAGAAUCUCUCGGUAGCAGCAGGUGAUGAAGGCGGCGCGCAGAUCAUCGAUCGCCUGCAAACCUACACCGGCCAAAAGCUCGUCUUCUCGAACGAGAAGUGGUACGUUUUCACAGGGUCGGUGUGGAAGGCAGACCCAGGUGGGCGGGAGGCUCAAAAGGUGUGCCGUGGAGAACUCAACAAAAUCAGCGCUGCGUACCAAAAGGAGACUGGGGCUGCGGUUGAGCAAGACGAGAGCGAGGAUGAUGAUGGCAGCGAGGAAGGGCCCCCGAAGAAGAAGAAGAAGAGGACAGAAAAGCUGACCAACUUCAACUGGAACGCACGGAUGUCCAACAUCAUGACGACCCUGAAAGGCUAUUGCCUGGAUCCGGGAUUCGAGAAGCUGCUCAACUCCAACAGAGACGCUCUUCCCCUGCUAAACGGCGUCAUCCUCCUGCCAACUGGCGAGUUAGUACCGCACCAUCCCAAGUUCCUGUGGUCAUUCGUGUUGGGGUACAGGUGGCCUUCGACCGGUGUCCACACGCCGUUAGGCCGGAUGGGCGAGUUCCUGAAGGAGAUCACGCACACCCCAGAAGCUCUAGCCUAUCUUCAGCGCAUCCUAGGCUACGGCAUCACUGGUCACAUCUCCAACCAGGUCAUGCUCAUCAUGAUCGGGGAAGGUGGUGCUGGAAAGAGCCUCCUAUUGACGCUCCUGAAGCGCCUUAUUGGCCCGUUCUACAAGGACGUGUCAAAGGAUAUGUUGGUGACUUCGAAGGGGCAACGGCCGCCCAGCAAAGGAGCUGCCAACCCGGACGAAGCAGGACUGCAAGGGGUUCGAAUGGCUGUGUGUUCGGAGUCGGAAGAAACCGACGAGUUUGCGGAGAGCAACUUGAAACGGCUCACCGGAGAGGCAACCAUCACGAGCAGAGCGCUUUACAGUGACUAUGUCACUUUUCAGACGACACAACUGCACAUUCUCUGCACCAACUACCCGCCGCGUGCCAAGAGGUGGACCAUUGCGCUGAAGCGCCGUCUGCUUACCCUGGUUUUUCCAAUGCGCUUCUUCUACCCUCAAGAGGCGGGGUACGACCCGAAAAACCCACACCAUGGGGUCAGAGAUGAUGCGCUCGAAAGCAUACUGAUGGCAGAGGUCGAGAAGCUGCUGGUUUUCUUGGUCAUUGGAGCAAAGGACUGGUAUGAGAACGGGAGAAGGCUACUUGACAUGCCAGAAACUAGCAAGAGAUACAUGGAGUCCUGGGAGCAGUCAAACGAUCCGUUCGCAGCUUUUAUGAAAUACGAGGGCACCAUCAACACCAAAGCAUUUGAGACGUCGGAGUCUCUGAUGACGGCUUACAACAACCCGGACAGGCUGGUUGACGGCGUCAGGUUUGAGGAGACAGGAGCUCCGAUGAUUCGCACUAGUCAGGAGUUAGCCAAGUAUUGCAGAGCCCAUGGUCUAGAUGGUCCGGGGAAGCCUUCCGAAUUGAGAUUCGUAGAUGCAGGCCAUCAGAUCAGGGGCUACCGAGGAUUCAAACUGAAUAAGCCAACGGACCACAGUCGAUUGGAGCGAUAG
Messenger RNA from Klebsormidium nitens, 2568 nucleotides. The record is from the annotation of a GenBank genome assembly. Lineage: Eukaryota; Viridiplantae; Streptophyta; Klebsormidiophyceae; Klebsormidiales; Klebsormidiaceae.